This is a messenger RNA of Aspergillus ochraceoroseus IBT 24754, 609 nucleotides long. RefSeq names its product ribonuclease P Rpr2/Rpp21/SNM1 subunit. The transcript has a single exon. NCBI's taxonomy places the organism in Eukaryota, Fungi, Ascomycota, Eurotiomycetes, Eurotiales, Aspergillaceae. Gene Ontology annotation, biological process: RNA processing. The coding region runs from base 1 to 609 and encodes 202 amino acids. The record is from RefSeq and is a predicted model, not a curated record.
AUGAGUUUCAAAGACCAUGCCCCUCGUUUGGACUUUCUGAGGGACUCCGCCAGCUCUUUAAACUCCGCCAGUCCUUCUACCGCAGCUUAUUUGAUGUCCGUCCAUAAUGGGAUUUAUCGCGACGAGCACAAGGCAUUCAACCAACGCCAACACGAAACGUUCUGUGCAGCUUGUGGUGCUCCUCGGAAGGCAGAAUCGACGAAGACUAUCUUGAUUAAGAAUAACAAGAGAAAGACAGCCGCCCAAGCGGCAAAGGGCCUGCCUACCAACGGAGUUACUAUUUAUCAAUGUUUACGCUGCCGUCGGCGAACAGUCCGAUUGGGAUGCAAAGAUCCUGCACAAGGAAACUCUGCGCCAAAAUCCAUGCCUCAUACGGCUCCAACGGCUCCAAUUGUCAUUCCACAGCUGUCUACUCCUCCAACUGUCACUGCAGCCCCAGUGUCUAGCUCCACGGAUCUGGCCAAGACCAUUAAAUCGGCAGAAAAUGCCAGCAGUAAAAAGCGAGCCAAGGCCAGGAAGCAAGGCGGGCUACAAGCUCUGCUGGCAGCCAAACAAUCCCAGACAAAAGCAUCCCCAUCUCUCGAUCUCUUUGACUUUCUCCAGCAAUAA